CCACCUCUGUGAUCAGUGGGUGAGAGGGGGGAGACGAGCAACACACAGCGGAGAACCCGGCGUGCACCUCCGGUAAAUGACGCCCACCAUUCAUACCUUUCCACUUACCCUUACGCAUGCCUUUUGUAUGACAUGUCAGUGUCUGGGAGUACCAGUCUACUAUCCUCAUCCUCCUAUUUGUUGUUCCCUUAGUCAUCAUCUUGUUGGCUCAUCCUUUCAUCACACCACCGGUCCUGGAUCCCCCUGCCUUGGUCCUGGAGACGCCUGAGUCUGCAGCAGCGCACGAUCUGCUUUAUUUCCAGCCUAUAUCUGAAUGACGGGCGGAAGGUUUGACUUCGACGACGGAGGCACUUACUGCGGGGGGUGGGAGGAUGGCAAAGCCCACGGACACGGCAUCUGUACUGGACCCAAGGGCCAGGGCGAGUACGCCGGGUCCUGGUCUCACGGCUUUGAGAUAGUAGGGGUCUACACCUGGCCCAGUGGGAAUACCUACAAAGGCUAUUGGUCUCAGGGGAAGCGGCAUGGGCUCGGUGUGGAGAAUAAAGGCAAGUGGAUGUACCGAGGAGAGUGGAGUCACGGUUUUAAGGGUCGGUACGGCAUCCGGCAAAGCCACAACACACCUGCCAGAUACGACGGUACCUGGAGCAACGGGCUGCAGGAUGGAUAUGGAAUCGAAACGUACGGUGAUGGAGGUACCUAUCAAGGCCAAUGGAUGGGUGGAAUGCGACAUGGCUAUGGCGUGCGUCAAAGUGUUCCCUAUGGCAUGGCCACUGUUAUCCGCUCUCCACUCCGUACGUCUCUGGCUUCUCUGCGCUCUGAGCAGAGCAACGGUACAGUGCUCCAGGACCUCUCCUCCCCUGCAGAUACACCAACAGGCAGCCGUGGCGGCUUUGUCCUUAACUUCCACUCAGACAGUGAAGUCGUCACUGGAAAGAAGAAGGGCCUUUUCCGUCGGGGUUCACUCUUCGGCAGCCUCCGGCAGUUACGCAAGUCUGACUCUCGGACCUCAAUCUCAAGCAAGCGCAGCUCUGCACGCAGUGAUGCUACAAUGAGCCGUAUCAGCUCCAGUGAUGCCAACUCUACCAUAUCCAUUGGUGAUGGUGAGCUGCCAGAUGAGGACCUACCUCUGGAGGACCAUGUGGAUGCCACCACAACUGAGAGCUACAUGGGCGAGUGGAAGAACGACAAGCGCAAUGGAUUUGGUGUUUCAGAGAGAUCCAACGGGAUGAAGUACGAGGGAGAAUGGCUUAACAAUAAGCGGCAUGGUUAUGGGUGCACAGUUUUCCCAGAUGGCACCAAAGAAGAAGGGAAGUACAAAAAUAACGUGCUGGUGCGUGGAAUUAGGAAGCAGUUGAUUCCGCUUAAGAACCCCAAAACCAAAGAGAAGGUGGAUCGUGCUGUGGAGGGGGCACAGAGAGCAGCAGCCAUUGCCAGGAGUAAAGUGGAAAUAGCAGCUUCCAGAACGGCCCAUGCCAGGACAAAAAGUGAGGCUGCAGACCAGGCCGCCAUCUCUGCUGUGCAUGACUCUGAAAUUGCCAGGGCAGUUGCAAGGGAGCUUUCACCCAACUUCUACCAACCAGGACCAGACUACAUUAAACAACAGUUAAAGGAGGCCGUUGAGAUUAAAGAGGUCCCAGUUGAGAAGAAAGAAACCUCCCCGAGAGAUUCUCCCCACUUUUACCGUAAAGGCACCACUCCUCCUCAUUCACCUGUGACCAGUCCCGGAGGCUCACCUCCCCCCUCGCCUCACUCUAGCAAGAAGAAAGGUCUGCUUGCCAACAGCACGAGCCGCAAGACGAGCAAGGAGGAAAAAUCAUCCCGCAAGAUUAGCAAAGAUGAGAAGUCAAGUCAUAAGACAAGCAAAGAUGAACGGUCUAGCAGAAAGCUGAGUAAAGAAGAAAGGCCCGCCAUUACUGAUGGGCUUGAAAGUGCACCUCAAGUCAAGGCUCCCCCUAAACCUGGUAAAGUUCAGCAGCCAACCCCUGCAUCCGCUCCCCCUCCACAACCUCCUGCUAUUCCAGUCAAUGGCGAGCUCCACUCUGAGUAUCACAGUUAUUAUGUCAAGGCCCCAACAAAGGUCCGUCCACCCCCAGAUCCUGAGGAGGACUUUGAGGAAGAGCCUAGUGCCCUGGCCCUGGCACGCAUGCCCCCACAACCUCCCAAAUCCUAUAGUACACCCACUCCAAAGCCAGCCUCCGUACGGGAGGGGAAGAGCGACCAGAAACUCAGGAAGCAGGAUUCCCUAAAGCCAAAGAGCCUCGCAGACACAAAGAAAGCCAGUAUGGAGCUUGCAGAAAAUACAGAAGAAACAGGUCCUAACUCUGUCCUUGUUGCUAUGGUAAUGCUGCUGAAUAUUGGCCUUGCAAUUAUAUUUGUCCAUUUUCUGACAUGAUGAUGUUAUCUCUCAGUUUUAUAUUGCAGUGAAACCAUGGCAACCGGUACAGUUGCAUCGCCGGCCUUGAAAAAUGAAAAUGGCGCCAGUGAGACACGGGGGCAGCCGUAGGUGUUUGGGAAUCAGCAUGACACUAGAGAGAAUGAGGAAGGCAACGCUACCACCAACCUGUCAUGGGCCUUCUUUUGGCCAGUCCCGUGAAUUAGCACUCUUUGGCUCGUCGAAAAGCUGAGGUGACAUGCCGUGUCUAGUGAGAUAAAAAAAAUAAAAAAGUUUAAAAAUGCAACCGAACAUACACAGUCUGAAAAAAGAAGUAAUUGAAACCCACAUGUAUGCUGAUCCAAGCACUGGUCUCUGUAGCCCACUCCCACUGCUUUGGCAGAGAUAGCGGUGGGCUGACGGACUUUGCCGGAGAGUAUGGAGAUGCACUUUUAGAUGAUGGGAGCAAACAGCUGCCUUUCUAUUUUGCCAUCUGACGUUUUGAUGGGGAGAUGUGAGCCCAGCGGCUGGGGGGACAGUCGCAGCGGGAGCAUGCUCGGGUGUUUGGAGCGUUUUCUGGGGUUCACACCACUCUUGCUGCAGGAAACUGGGCAUGGCCAUUGCCAGCAGUCAGUGCUAGCACGGUCACUAGCCAGUCUUACUCUGUCAACCACUCAUCACCGCAGAUUUCUCAAGCUCUGUCCACUGUAACCCAGGAUACACUGCUUUGAAACACUCCCCGUGCAUGGUACAGUUUUAACAUAUUGUUUUUGUUUGUUUUUUGUUUUAUUGUAGUUUUGUUCAUCGUUGUUACCUGAAUGUUGGUUACUUGCAGUCAUACACCUGUAGUGGCAAAGGAAAUUUCUUCUCUUCUCAGAAUAAAUUAGUUUUCUCUUUAAUUUUGAAAUUGUACUCAUUUCUAAAAA
Sphaeramia orbicularis (orbiculate cardinalfish) is the source of this 3297-nucleotide messenger RNA. RefSeq names its product junctophilin 1a (gene jph1a). The record is from RefSeq and is a predicted model, not a curated record. Gene Ontology annotation, cellular component: plasma membrane; junctional membrane complex; endoplasmic reticulum membrane. NCBI's taxonomy places the organism in Eukaryota, Metazoa, Chordata, Actinopteri, Kurtiformes, Apogonidae. Bases 314 to 2392 code for a protein of 692 amino acids. The transcript has 6 exons.